UAUGGUGGCCGUGGCAUCAGAGACAGCUGCUUUCCUGGGGAGGAUGAUCGACAGAGGGUUCUUACUUUGGAGCAAAAGUGCAAUAGGCUGGAAAAAGAGCUACAGAAAAGAAAUGAAAUAAUCAGAUCACUGACUAAGAAAAUAAAAGUGCUGGAAUCUCAACAACAAGACCGAAGGACAUCACUUGAGAGUACUCAACAACAGCUUCAGGAACUAUCCCUCAAAGCAUCAGAAGCAGUCAAUCACUGUCAUGACCUGGAAGAGAAAAACCUGACACUGAAUGACUCUGUUUUAGAGCUUUCUGCUCACGUUGGACGGUUACAGGCCAGAGAACAGGAGUUGACCACUUUGCUUAAACUAAAAGACAAUGAUAUAAUUGAAGCAACCAAUCACAUUACAGAAUUCACUUCAAGAUUUAAACAACUGGAAGUUGUACUGAGAGAGAGAAGACUUGGAGAAGCCUCCGCUCUCAAAGAAGUGCAAGAUCUUAAGCUGAGGCUGGAAGGACUGACAAGUGAAAGUGAUAAACUCAAAGAUGAUCUCCAACAAAAGACUGUGGAAAAUAAUGAACAAAGGGAGGAAAUCAUUCGUCUUAAGCAAGAAAGUACUUAUUUGCAGGCUGAGUUGGUUUUUGCAGCGGAAAGGGAAAGAAGGAAAGAUCAGUUACUUCAGCUUGCAAAGUCGAAACAAGAUCGCACAGAUAUAGAGCUACAGAACCUGCGCCAGAUUUAUGUGAAACAGCAGCAUGACCUGCAGUUUCUGCAUCUGACGCUGGAAAGCUCACAAGAUUUUCAGAAUCACAAAAUUGAUGAAGAGAAGGAUGAUGAAUUGAGCGAUGGACCAUUAGACAUAGAAGCUCUUACUCCGAUCUCUCCUGGGCAAAAAGUGCUUAUAGGGAGCAACCAGAGCCUUCAUUUCAACCUCCCCAUUCGAGUGAACACAGUGCCACCAAUGCAUUCAACAAUUAAGGAUUCAAAAUUACUGGGAAGAAGAGAUUCCAGUUCUCCGACAGUAAAAUUGCAGCGAUUGUUAGCUGAAUCCCGUCAGAUGGUAGCAGAUCUGGAGCUCAAUACCCUUCUUCCAAGCUCACACAGCCUUUCCAACACAAAUGCUGACUGCAGUCAGACAACAGAAAUACCACAGAAAACAGAUUCCAGCUAUUAACAACAGAGAGACCAAAAGACGAUUUAUGAUCAAAUCACCAAAGGAAUCUGCUGAAUAUUAAUUUCCUUUAAAACGAAAAUGGUUGUAUUAAGAAGUAUUACUUAUAAUAAGAUGACCUAACAUUGCAAAACAUAUGCAACAAUAAUAGUAUUAAUUCAUUACUUUUUAUGUCAUAAUUACUAUUUAUACUUUUAUUAUAUUGUUUACAGUUUAAAAUGAACAUAAACAGAGCUCAGUAAGACCGCAAUAAAAGCCUUACAUCUGUA
Bombina bombina (fire-bellied toad) is the source of this 1430-nucleotide messenger RNA. It is a transcript of the gene CCDC62, whose product is annotated as coiled-coil domain containing 62. The transcript has 11 exons. The record is from RefSeq and is a predicted model, not a curated record. The annotation marks the transcript as partial. Lineage: Eukaryota; Metazoa; Chordata; Amphibia; Anura; Bombinatoridae.